Molecule: messenger RNA, 8444 nt
Organism: Sapajus apella (tufted capuchin)
Lineage: Eukaryota; Metazoa; Chordata; Mammalia; Primates; Cebidae
Gene: SLC36A1
Product: solute carrier family 36 member 1
Exons: 11
Coding region: 901-2331 (476 amino acids)
Biological process (GO): L-alanine transport; glycine transport; proton transmembrane transport
Cellular component (GO): vacuolar membrane
Molecular function (GO): glycine transmembrane transporter activity; amino acid:proton symporter activity; L-proline transmembrane transporter activity
Source: RefSeq, a predicted model, not a curated record
UGUGAACUGGGCGAAGUGGGGAUCCCUGCCCCUCGCGCUAUCUUUCUUGACCUCGUGGAACCGGUUGGGGUCUCACCGUCCUAUUUGACAGGUGUGGGAAACGGGGGUAGAAGGUGACGAUAACCCAAACAACCAUCUAGGGCGUCUUUUGCGCCUCCUAAAGGGCCCCAGCUGUUCCCAGCAAAUGUCUUGUCCGCUGCGGGAGCCCUGCUCGAGACUGGCUAAUAAUAGGUCUUUGGGUCAGAAUUGCAAGGACCCUGGGAAGUCGUCUGGUGCAACUCCUUCCCAGGACCUAGCCCGUACUCCGGGAAGGGGUAAGGGCGUGCCUAAGGUCACCCAGCGAGUUAAUCGUAGACCUACGCCUGGAAUGCAAAUGUUCCUAAGCUUCAGCAGCUGUUUGCUUUUCGCCACACUGCCUCCUGCGGGAAACUUGACGUGUGAAAAGGCACCCUUUUCUGUCCCUUUCUCUUUUAGUCCACUCCCUUUUUAGCUGUCUGCAUUUUCCACCACUGGGGUUUGGUUUGCUCUGGGUGUGGUUCCCUGUUUGUUCAUUAUUUUUCUGCAAGCUCAUCCUUCUCUAGGUUUUGGUUUCUAACCGUCCUGGAUUCUAUGUAAGUCAUACCAAAAUAUGAAAUAUGAAUCGGAGUGUGCUUCUGGGAGGUUGGGCGGCUGAGCCGAGGUUGUGGACAUCAGAGCCCUGACAUUAACUUGAAGAAUGUAAAGACCUUUGCUUUAUUUUUUCUGUAACUUGUCAGAUUUGGGGUUGCUCAUCUGGAUGGACGUUUUACAGUUAUUUGAAUUUUGCUGAAGAUAGCAUCAUGGUGCAAUGGACAGAACAGAGAUUGAGGAAUCAGGAGAUUUUGUCCUAGCUCUGCCGCUUACCUGGCAACCUUAGCUGCCAUGUCCACUCAGAGACUUCGGAAUGAAGACUACCAUGACUACAGCUCCACUGAUGUGAGCCCUGAGGAGAGCCCGUCCGAAGGCCUCAGUCGCCUCUCCUCCCCGGGCUCCUACCAGCGCUUUGGUCAAAGCAACAGCACAACAUGGUUCCAGACCUUGAUCCACCUGUUAAAAGGCAACAUUGGCACAGGACUCCUGGGGCUACCUCUGGCAGUGAAAAAUGCAGGCAUUGUGAUGGGUCCCGUCAGCCUGCUGGUCAUAGGCAUCAUAGCUGUGCACUGCAUGGGUAUCCUGGUGAAAUGUGCUCACCACUUCUGCCGCAGGCUGAAUAAAUCCUUUGUGGAUUAUGGGGAAACUGUGACGUAUGGAUUGGAAUCCAGUCCGUGCUCCUGGCUCCGGAACCACGCACACUGGGGAAGACAUGUUGUGGACUUCUUCCUGAUUGUCACUCAGCUGGGAUUUUGCUGUGUCUAUUUUGUGUUUCUGGCUGAGAACUUUAAACAGGUGGUAGAAGCGGCCAAUGGGACUACCAAUAACUGCCACAACAAUGAGACGGUGAUUCUGACGCCCACCAUGGACUCGCGACUCUACAUGCUCUCUUUCCUGCCCUUCCUGGUGCUGCUGGUUUUCGUCAGGAGCCUCCGAGCCCUGUCAGUCUUCUCCCUGUUGGCCAACAUCACCAUGCUGGUCAGCUUGAUCAUGAUCUACCAGUUCAUUGUUCAGAGGAUCCCAGACCCCAGCAACCUCCCCUUAGUGGCCCCCUGGAAGACUUACCCUCUCUUCUUUGGCACAGCGAUUUUUGCUUUCGAAGGCAUUGGAAUGGUUCUGCCCCUGGAAAACAAAAUGAAGGAUCCUCAAAAGUUCCCACUCAUCCUAUACCUGGGCAUGGCCAUCAUCACCAUCCUCUACAUCAGCCUGGGGUGUCUGGGGUACCUGCGAUUUGGAGCUAAUAUCCAAGGCAGCGUAACCCUCAACCUGCCCAACUGCUGGUUGUACCAGUCGGUUAAGCUGCUGUACUCCAUUGGGAUCUUUUUCACCUACGCUCUCCAGUUCUAUGUCCCGGCCGAGAUCAUCAUCCCCGUGUUUGUGUCCCGAGCUCCAGAGCACUGCGAGUUAGCGGUGGACCUGUUUGUGCGCACAGUGCUGGUCUGCCUGACAUGCAUCUUGGCCAUCCUCAUCCCCCGCCUGGACCUGGUUAUCUCCCUGGUGGGCUCCGUGAGCAGCAGCGCCCUGGCCCUCAUCAUCCCACCCCUCCUGGAGGUCACCACCUUCUACUCAGAGGGCAUGAGCCCCCUCACCAUCUUCAAGGACGCCCUGAUCAGCAUCCUGGGCUUCGUGGGCUUUGUGGUGGGGACCUACGAGGCUCUCUAUGAGCUGAUCCAGCCAAGCAAUGCUCCCAUCUUCAUCAAUUCCACCCAUGCCUUCAUAUAGGGAUCUUGGUUCGUCUCUGCAGCUGCCUACCCAUGCCCUGUGUGUCCCCCGUUACCUGUCCCCAGAGCCUUAGGUAUGGUGCAGGCUCUGAGGAAAGUCAGGGUCACUGUGUGGGAACCACUCUGCCUGGCACCUGGGUACCCCAGGCCAGGUAAGGCUGAGGGCAGGUGAGAGGUGGGGUGGCAGACACGCAGAAGUGCUGCAGUGACAGGGUUGUCACUGCUCACUUGUAUCUAUUUACACCCAGAACUUUCCAGAUCUCCCCCAUCAUGCCUCCUCCUUCCUACCUGCCCUCUGCCUGCUGGUGCACCUCACCUAACUCAUUCUCACUGCACAGUUCACUUUAUUUAACAAUUUUAGUGUCCCCCACCUCAUGUUUUCUCCUUUUCGGGGCCAAGCAUAGAUGAAAUAACUGGGAACUUCCCCUCUUUAUAAAGCUGGGCUUCUUUCCCAUCUCUCUCCCAAAUGUUGUAUCUCAGUAUUUUUCCUAUUCGAGUCUCCAGGGGGUGGCUGGACCUACGUGGUCAUUUGAAACAGGCCCCCCAAGCUGGAGUUUUUAAUCUUGACUCUGGCUUGCCGUGACCCCUAAGGCAAUGCUUCCCUUCUCUGGAUUCCUUAGUUAUGGGUCACAGUACUGUACUCUUAGUUGUUUUAGCUCUUAAAACAUAUGAAAUGUUGCCUAAACUGAAAAUAUUUAUAUCUUAUUUAAAAUCAGAUUUUUGUUUUUAGACUGUCUCUAGAUUUGGGGUUAUUACAAAUCGCUUCUUCCUCAGUAAACUUUGACUCAACUUCUCCUGCUGAAAAGAAGCUCGCUCCAGGAGAUGUCUGCUUGGGUCCUCAGCACUCUUUGCUGAGGACUCAAAGGUUUUAAUCAGGAUCAUCUAAAAAUGUACCUCGGUGAGGAGGCGCGGAUUUUGCCUCCUGUUGACCAGCCUGGUUUCAUAUGAAAAGACACUGAAGGACUGCAGAAAUGUUGCGGGUGCACCAGGCCAAGGGAAGUGUGGCUGAGUGAGAGGCGUAUGAAGUGGGGCUGUGUACGUUUCAGCCUCAGCCCAUGCCAGGUGAAAGGAUGAGCAAUGCUCAGUCACCAUCAGGCUGGGACGACACCCGCUCUGUUGCCGCGGAUGAGUAGCUGAGGUCAGUGUGCACAGACAGUUUUAAAUUAAGUUCAUAAUCUUUACAGCAGCUGGUCUGACAACUACGUGUGGUGCUUGGUUGUUUACAAUCAGUGGGGAAUAGGGCAGAACCAGUGCCCGGCCCCACGCUGCCUCUGUGGCCUGGACUUUGAAAGGAACCAUUGAACCACUGAACACUAACGAGCCCUGUCUUUCCCCCAGAAUGCCUCCCUGGGUAUCGCAGACAGCCUUGAGGUUGGUCCUCCUCAAGGUCAGCCUUCAGAUUUGGGAGCAAACUUCAAAGAAGGCAGAAGAAGAUACAUUGCCUUGCUGUGCCUGUCUCUUCUUUCCUCUUAUUGUGAGAAAUAUUUCAGAAGGUCAUUGAUGAAUUCCCCCUCUCAUUAGCGCUGUGUGUGUGCACGUGUGUGCACAUGUGUGUGCUUCUGUGUUCCUGUGUAAGCAACAGAGCACACUCCUUGUCUUUUCUGUUCCUGUCACCAGGCUCUUGCUUCACUGCAGAUACGGUUCGCUCCGAAAGUUAGUUGAGGGAGAGCAGCAAAAAUGUAUCAGGAGUUUUGCUUCUGUGUUUCACUAAAGCUUAUGGGGCUCUGACCCACUCACAUGGCCCCAGUUUUUUCUUUCUCUUCUGUUCCAAAGCCAGGAGAGCUGACUUCCAGGAGAAGAGAUGGGAAAAAGGGGACUCUCAUUGUAGUGGCUCCCGACCUACCUAAUAAUUUGUUAACUUGAGAACAUGCCAUCAUUGUUGACUUGUUCUUCCGUAGGAGAAGGACGGUUUUCACCCACCCUUUCUGUUCUAUGGUGGACUCUAACAGGUGCUAUAUGACCGAGAAUCUAGCUGGGAGUAGCAGAGGCCCUGUCUUCUGAAGUUUCACGUUUAGAAGUUAUCACCGUGGGCUCAGAAACUGUCAUCUCCUGGUUCUAAGCUUGGCCUCUGGCAGCCCAGCCGCUAUCUUAGCUGUCUUCUCAGUGGUGCUGAGAGUGGUCUCAGUGAGAAGGCGGAUGCCAACUGGAGGGCCAGACCUGUGUCCUUCCCACGUCCUCCUUGGUGGACGUUUCUCAGAGCUGCUAAAGGCCAUCCUGCCCAGCUGAGGUCUGAGACGGGGACUGUGAUGCUGGGACCUGAGGGCUGGAUGGUAGAAUACUGGGGUCCCCCAGCUCUUAGGAAGAUACAGGCUAUUGCUCCCAUGGUCUUGACCUGAGAACGUGGUAUGUAGGAGAGUUGGCUGUAGCUUUAGGAUUUCUGGAAGCCAAUUUGGCAUGGCCAGUUUGAUCUCUGUCUUGUGUUCCUGCUACACUGACAGACUGUGUGGCUCUUUGGAAACACCCAGGAAGGGGCUCCAGUCGGAGGAUCUUCCUGGCUAUGCAACUGCACAGCUCUUAGGCAUCACGCAAAGGAUCAGCCAGACAAUGGUAGUGGGAAGAAGCCCUUCCUCCCCUUCCGCAAGCAGCUCUCGGCCAGCUCAGAAUCUCUUCUGCAGCCCCCAGGGCUUCUUGAAGCAGAGAACCCUCCCUGGUGUCUUCCCAGGAUAAGUAGAAAUAUCACAGAGCAAAGGCCUUCGGGAGUUGUGAGGCUGCAUCUGCUGGAGCAAAGAGAAACCCUGGGCUUUCUGUCCAGAUACUCUUGAGAUCUAUGACCCUGCUCCUGUCACCCCAACUUCCCCAAACCAGAGGUAGCUUUCUCAGAGCCCCUUGGGGGUUUUCUCCUCCAUGCUGCUGUUGGGGGCAGGCUUCCAGCUGUCAGUGGGCAGUGCACAUCCUCCUAAAUGCAGGCACUUGCCAGGGAGAGUGUGAGCUGGCAUCUUUUGUUCACCCUGCCUAGCAGUUGUCACCAUUCACAAAUGGCGUUAUUUAUAUUGUGCUGCUGUCCAGCUGCUAAGAACCCUUCAUCUGCACAAGCCCUGGCUAGAUAUGUGUGAAUAUGUGGCAUCUUUCCAUUUCUGUUGUCCUCUUCUAUCCCACCUCUGCAGCCAGAUUCAUUGGCUGAUGCUCACUGCUCACUAUCUAUCCCCAUGAAAUUUAUAGUUUUAUCAAUAGUCUUAAAGUGUUGAUCUCAAACAUGUAUAUUAGAAAAAUCAUGUUUCUUCUCUCUCUUCUCUCAUCUUACUUUUCUCUUCUGAUUUCUCUCUUCCUAGAACACGAUCUCUGUUUAACACCAAUGUUCACCUCAUAUUUUUUAGAAGUGCAAAAAGCUCAGUUUAUGUCUGUUUACAGCUCCUCUCCUCACUGCUCACAGCAAGCAGGUCUGUAGCAGUGGAUUUUAUUUUGUAGCUGAUGAGAUGUUAAGGCAAGCCUCAGCAUCAGCCCCCGCUAGGUUCACAGUGCUGCUUCCUCGAAGAGAAGCCACAGAGUCCAAGUGGCAGGACUUGAGGUUGGCUUCCAGUCUGCCUUAGAAGUUAAUUUUCCAAAGUACAUUACAAAUCUCUGAGGCCAUUAGGGGAAAAGGAAGGAGUGUGGUUUGUCUUUGAAAUUACGGUUAAUACUUUUCGGCAAUAAGUCUGGCUGGUCGCAAGGCUGUUUGCCCCAGCAGCACCAGCCUAUGACAUCUCUUCCCUUUCCUUUGUGCCACCGAGUCGUUCCCUGGCCAGAGGACAUAAGUGGUGCUGAUAGGAGGCUAUCAGAGUGAGGAAGGUAGGAAAUGAGGGUGCAGGGUGCCUGUCAUUCACUGUGUUAUUUGGUUUGAAUCAAAGUGAUCCUGGGGAAGAUGUGUUCUUUCAGUGGGUAAUAAAAUCAGUAACUCUAUUGUAGAACAUGUCAAUCGAUGUGUGAAGAAAACAGAGCACACAGUAGGUGUUGAUAACCAGACAGUACUGUGUACGUCACGUGGCUGCGUGGAUGUGCACUGCCAGCAUGGUGUGUGUGGAGAUGUGGCUCAUGCCAGAGCUUGUAGAGCCUGUUUUGGGUUUUGCACGUGGAUCAUAUGUUAAGCUUUUUCUUUUCAAUAAAUGAAUUUUAUUUUUUAUUUUUGAGAGGUUGCUGUCUGUGUCUCUUUUUUUUCUUUUUAUGUCACUCUGAUCCCUUUAUUAGAUGCUGGGUUCAAUGUUUCUGGCUUAUGCCACAGAGUUCAUAUGGGAAAGUGGCACAAGCAGUAGACCCAUGUAUGGAAUUAAGAGUUGCCCAAGAAGAAAGGGACCAGUAAUGCUUUGUUUUGUUUUUUCUGUUAGGCAUUCCUCCCCUCCCUAAACCUCCUCCUGCUUCUCCUGAAAACUGGAGUAAGAAUUUUCAGCCCUCUCCAUGCAUAGCAGAUGAGCCCACGUGACAGAUGUCAUAGCCAGUUUUAUAUGUGUCAACUUAUAAUUCAGUCACACACUAACCCAGGUGUUGCUGUGAAGGUAUUUUGUAAAUGUGGUUAAUUAACAUCUAUAAUCAGUUGCCUUUAGGUAAAAGAGGUUUUCUCAAUAUUGUGGGUGGGCCACAUCCAAUCAGCUUAAAGGCAUUCCGAGCAAAGCUGAGAUUUGCCUGGAGAAGUAGUUCUGCCUCAAACCUGCAUCAUCGGCUGCUGCCUACGGGCCAAUUGCAAGUGCCAGGUUGUUUACCUGUGCUUCUGACUGGCUGUAAAUUAUAAAUCAGGGUUCCCAUGAUUCUGUUUUGGGGUUUGAUUUGUUAGAGCAGCUCACAGAACUCAGGGAAGUACGUUUCCCAGUAUAUUAUACAAAGGAUACAGAUAAAGAGAUAUAGGGCAGGGGAUGGGGGGCAAGGCGCAGAGCUUCCAUGCCCAUCUGUGUGUUCCACCCUCCAGGAACUUCUGCAGGAUCAGCUCUCCAGAGCUCUCCAAACCCUGUCUCUCCUCUUGGGCCUUUUAUAAAAACUUAACUGGGUAGGCAUGAUUGACAGCCAUGUGGAAUUAUGACUGAACAGAUAAAUGUAAAAUGUAAUAUUAAUAGACUGGAGAAACCCAGGAAAGAGAUUCUUCUUGGCCUCUCCAUGCAGCAUUCCUUCAUCCAGAGCAUAGAGCAGGAUCACUUCUGAAAUGAGGGUCUAUGACUCACAAUUAAACAAGGUAAUUUUUUAUGGCCAGCUCUAAGACAGAAAGCCAGAGGAAAAUUAAGUUUUUUUUUUUUUUUUUUGGUUUCUAUAGACUAUCUUGGGGAGAAAUAACACGGGCUAUGGAACUUAGGAGCCAGGAACUGUGUACAAAAACCAACAUAUAUAUAUAUAUAUCAUAAUACCAUAGUCACAUAGACAAGGAAAAAACGACCAUCUGAGCUGCCUCCUCUAUGAUUUGAAAAGUAAUCUUUGUUGACUACUGAAUUAAACAAGUUUAAAAACAGAGCCUUCAAGGAACACUGUUAAAGUGUAACAUUUUACUAAGAGAGGAAGGUAGAAAUGUAGUCUGUUGUCUAUUUUCAUUGUCAAUAUCAUUUCUGGAACAGGAAGGUCAGAGAUUUAGCAGCUAUACCAAGCCGCCAACCAGUAGGUAGCAGCACUGGGAUACACAAGCAAGUCUCGUUCCAGAACCUGAGCACCUCCCAAGGCGCUACCUGUCUUUGUUGCAGCCUCAAGAGGGAGGUUUGCCUUGAGGAAUUGUGAGGGUUAGAGAGAAUGUUGUAAAGUGCCAUAUGUUAUAAUCACAAAGAACUUCUUAAACAUUUUCUGAAAUAUUAGCUGACCUGAAGAAAACCAGGACUCCAAAGUACUUCUGCUUGUAUUUCCUGCUGUCCAUUCAUGCGCUGAUGUCUUGCUCGCUUCCUCUGCGCAGGGCACUCAAUCCUCUUUUAGAUUGUCCACCUCUUGAAGUUUUUAUUUCUACUCGCAUUUAUACCUAAUGUAAUCCCUUCUUCCAGAAAGCCAGGGCUCUGGGGUAAGCCCAUUGCACUACUGGAGGCAUAAACCUGAGUGACAGUGGACUGAAUUUGAACCCUAAGCCUGGGGCACUUUGCUAUGUAGGCUGCCUUACUUAGCCCAUUGCAGUUGUUGUGCUGAGGAACUAUGUGUGUCUUUAAUGGGUAUGCUUUACUAGAUCCUUGGCCACUGGUCUCC